CUGCGCAGGCGCAGUGUGGUUCGGCGCUCGAGCUGUCCGGAGGUUGGGAACGUUUGGUGUUUUGAAAAAAAAACCGCCUUUUUUAAAAACAGAAUAAUAAACGUGAAGCAACGGCGGAUUUUCCGGGAAGGAAGCGGCGAGGAAGAGAAUGCCAGCCAAAACCUUUCCAGAUGGUGAAAUAGUAAUGGGCCGUUGGCCAGGGGGUCAUCUCUACUACGAGGUGCAAGUGACAAGUUACAACAAGAACACUCAGUUGUAUACAGUAAAGUACAAGGAUGGGACUGAACUGAGCCUAAAAGAAAAUGAUAUUAAGCCUAUAAGUUAUUUUAAACGAAAAAGAAGCAGUUCAAGGUCAAAUUCCCGACAGCGCAGUCGCUCUCGAUCACGGUCUCCUGCUAGGACUCAGACACCCAAGCACUCAAACUCCCGUGACAGAGAAUCUAGGAAACAAGUGGAGAACGAGGAAGUGCAAAAUGAAGACUUAAGUAAACCUGUUUAUCAGGUCCAGGAAAACUACACCAACAACAAAAAUACCUAUGUGACUGACUACCCAGAUGAAAAAGAGAAGAACAAGAGCAUCUACAGACGUUUUGAGCACAAGACCUGUAAAGAAGUUGUAACCGAUCAGUUGGAUCCUUGCAAUCUGCAAGCCAAGGGGGAAGAGGCAAAAUUUGUACACCUGGAUGCAAAGGAUGGCCACCUAUAUGUUAAAAAACAAGUGGUGCAGAUCCAAGAGCAGGGGUUUGGAACGCGUGUUGGUGCUGCCUUCAUGAUAUUUUUGUUGCCGGCUACCCUCAUUCUCUUGCUGUUGAUGUGUGAACAAAAGGAUCCCAGUAUUCUCAGUUUUCCACCUCAAAUCCCAGCUCUCCAGACGCUAUGGAAUGGUACUGCCCUUGGCAUCUUUGUCCUGUGGUUCCUUUUUCAGGCACUACUUUAUCUUUUGCCAAUUGGGAAGGUUGUUGAUGGCGUGCUACUAGCAAAUGGAAAGACACUUAAAUACAGAAUCAAUGCAUUCUAUGCCUUUCUGAUGUGCGCUAUGGCAGUAGGAGUUGCUCUAUACAAUGAGCUGAAUCUGAGCUACAUCCAUGAUUACUUGCGACAACUUGCAGUCUCUGCCAUGAUAUUUGCCUUUGUGUUCAGUAUUUAUUUGUAUGUGCGUUCCUGGCGUGUUCCUGCAGAUGAACUGGCACCUGAAGGAAAUUCUGGUAGCUUUGUUUAUGACUUCUUCAUUGGACGUGAAUUGAAUCCACGCAUUAGAAAUUUUGAUCUGAAGUACUUCUGUGAGCUACGCCCAGGUUUGAUUGGAUGGGUUGUCAUUAACUUGGGAUUGCUGUUUGCUGAGAUGAAAGUGCAGAACCGUGAUGUUCCUUCAUUGGCGAUGAUCCUUGUAAACAGCUUCCAGCUUCUCUAUGUACUUGAUGCACUAUGGAAUGAGGCUGCAAUUCUGACUACGAUGGAUAUUGUGCAUGAAGGCUUUGGCUACAUGCUGGCAUUUGGCAAUCUGGUCUGGGUCCCAUUUGUGUACAGUCUACAAGCUUUCUAUCUGGUUAAUCAUCCGAAUGAACUGAGCUGGCCCUUAGCCCUGGCAAUCAUCGCUCUCAACACUGUCGGGUAUAUCAUAUUUCGGGCUGCUAACUCACAGAAGAAUGCGUUCAGAAGAGAUCCUCAUGACCCUAAAUUGGCACAUUUGAAAACUAUUCCCACUGCAACAGGGAAGAGUCUGAUUGUUUCUGGAUGGUGGGGAACCGUUCGUCACCCAAACUACCUGGGAGACCUCAUCAUGGCUUUGGCUUGGUCGUUGCCUUGUGGGUUUAACCACAUCCUUCCAUAUUUCUAUAUAAUUUACUUCACUUGCUUGCUCAUUCAUCGUGAGGCCAGAGAUGAGCAUCAGUGCAGAAAAAAAUACGGUGUGGCUUGGAAUAAGUACCGCCAGCUGGUCCCAUAUCGGAUUGUACCCUACAUCUACUGAGCCAGUCUCUGUACACAAGGUCUGAUGAUUAAAAGUAAAACACAAGAUGAAGACAGAUUAUUCAUUUGGUAUUAAUCAUGCAACCUGUUUUAAAAAAUAUAUAUUUAUUUUUUUCAUCUCUAUCCUGUCCUGUCACAUUUUUAGAAAUAAAAUCCUAAAAUUAUCCACGUGCUUUUUCAUCACAAAGCAUAGAAGCUUUCUAACAACUUCAGACUUUUUGUCACUUGACACAUGGAUAAUUGUUCCUUGUUGUGCAGUUUUUCCAUUGCACAUAAGUCUUCUUUUUUCUCAGGCAUUUGUCAAAUUUCAACAUUCUAAAUUUGGUACUUUAAUGUUUGUCAUGACUCACUUUUAAGAUCAUAAAAUUUGUUCUUUGACCCCUUAUUGCCAAACAUAACAUCCCUUACAGUGAAAUGGCUACUUUUUACAACGGUCUCCAUUAUUUUCUUUCAUUUCUUCCUACUUGGGUCAUGACAUACAUUGUCUUAUCUUAUCUUAUCCACUAAUAUUUCACACUCACAAUUAAGGGCCUAUUCGAUAAAAACUUUUCGAAUUAAAAAAAAAAAUCACACCUGUCACAGCAGUUUUGCACCAUCUUGUAUAAUCUCCCCUUGUUCUUGGUUAAUUUGACUUUGAGAUAUUUCUCCUUCCCUCAUCUCACUGCCUCCAACUUUACUCUAGCUAAAAUAAAAAAAUAAAGCAAGCAUCCUGCAAUCAGAUUCCAGAAUACUUCCAAACCUAUUAAACACCUCAAGAAGUCUUAAAACUAGAACUACUUCCUGAUUCUGUUUUGUUCGUGUUUUUACUGGAUGUCUUGAUAAAAUAUCAUAAAAGAAACAUCUUUACAACAGCAAUCAAAAUGCAUCUUAGCCACUUAGUUUCAUUGAAUGUUCUGGUGUCUGAAAUAGAGUGAGUGGGCUGUCUGGUUUGAAUCAUGUUAUUGGUGUGUAUGCAUUAGUUUAAGGAGAAAUGGGUCUAUUAACUGGAUUGAAGGAAGAUUAUACUCUUAGAUAUUGUGAACUAAAAUCUCAGCAAUUUGAUUUUUUUUGCUGUUGUUUUGCAAGGUGUUUGUUAACCUAAAAACUUAAUUUCUAAUUGGGUGAAAAUUUGCUUAAAAUGUUGUGACUGUGUUGGUUUUUAGCAGUUAGCAAAGACCAAAAGUAGAAGGAUACAAGGUAGUUAGGUAAAAUAACUGCUUUUCCUAUUCUGUUGAGUGACUGGUGAAGGGUAUUGCAUUGUUUUGGAAAUGGGCAGUGAGUUCUGCGAAUCUGUACACUCAUUUCCACUGAGGCCCAUUUUCACUGAUUGUAUUAUGAUUGAAAAUGAAAUAAGUUGAUUCGGUCCCUAUUUCUAGCUCUUGAAAAGUUGUACUGUGAAAAUAUAAAACAUUUUAAAUGGGUUUCAGACAUGGAAUUUCCUUCCUUGAUUGUGGUCCACCAGCUAGAAACCACUGUCACAAAAUCAAUUGGAAGUGCUUUGUGUUUUGAGUUGACAUGAUUACAACAUGGGGAAAUGGCAGGUAGAUUUCCCUAACACAGUAUACAGCAAGUUAUUUCACAUGGUUGGGUUUUCACUCAGCACAUAAACACCCAAUUUCACUGCCUGCCUUGCUCGGUCUGUUGUAUCAUGAUUCUUUUCUUUUCCAAAGUGCUGUUUUAAUUGGCAUGUGCAUUAAACUGAUAUAAAA
Molecule: messenger RNA, 3656 nt
Organism: Leucoraja erinaceus (little skate)
Lineage: Eukaryota; Metazoa; Chordata; Chondrichthyes; Rajiformes; Rajidae
Gene: lbr
Product: lamin B receptor
Exons: 14
Coding region: 149-1969 (606 amino acids)
Biological process (GO): sterol biosynthetic process
Cellular component (GO): nuclear inner membrane; endoplasmic reticulum membrane
Molecular function (GO): oxidoreductase activity, acting on the CH-CH group of donors, NAD or NADP as acceptor
Source: RefSeq, a predicted model, not a curated record